Sinocyclocheilus anshuiensis is the source of this 960-nucleotide messenger RNA. RefSeq names its product olfactory receptor 145-like. Gene Ontology annotation, cellular component: membrane. NCBI's taxonomy places the organism in Eukaryota, Metazoa, Chordata, Actinopteri, Cypriniformes, Cyprinidae. The coding region runs from base 1 to 960 and encodes 319 amino acids. The transcript has 2 exons. Gene Ontology annotation, biological process: G protein-coupled receptor signaling pathway; detection of chemical stimulus involved in sensory perception of smell. Gene Ontology annotation, molecular function: odorant binding; G protein-coupled receptor activity; olfactory receptor activity. The record is from RefSeq and is a predicted model, not a curated record.
AUGAAUCUUGAUUUCACUGAAAACAGGAAUAUUUCUAUUCCAUCUUACUUCUACAUCACUGGUUUGUCUGGUAUGCUUCACAUGAGGUACUAUUACAUUUGUCUGUUUUUUGUCUAUUUUAUCUCUUUGCUUGGAAACUCCUGCCUCAUGUUUGUUAUCAUUAUGGACCGAAAUCUUCACACUCCUAAAUAUAUCUCUGUCUUUAAUUUAUCACUGACAGACAUUUGUGAGAGUACUGCUGUGAUCCCUCAGCUACUGGAUACAUUUUUGUUUGGGAAUCAGUUGAUACCUUAUGGGUUGUGCAUGUCCAAUAUGUUCUCCAAUAUGUUAUUUUUUACAGAGCAGUCACUAACUCUCACUGUUCUUUCUUAUGACAGAUCAGUUGCUAUUUCAUUACUACUGAGGUAUCAUAUGAUUGUGACCCACAGAUCAAUGCUUGUUAUAAUUGGUGCUUCAUGGACACUAGCACUGUUGCUAACAAUGAUCGGAGCAAUUUUUAUGAGCAGACUUUCUUUCUGCAAAGUUAUUGUCACUGUUAACAGUUUCUACUGUGAUCAUGGGCCUAUAUAUCGUUCUGCUUGUAACAAUAAUUUUCCAAGUUCUGUGAUAGCCAGUUUGUUCCCAGCGAUCAUCCUUGGGUUUCCAGUAUUUUUUAUUAUCUUUUCAUUUAUAUGCAUAGCUGUAACAUUGUUCAGAAUCACAACCCCACAAGACCGUCAAAGAGCCACAAAGACAUGUACUGCUCAUUUAAUAUUAGUGGCUAUAUUUUAUGUGCCCAUAACCUUUACAUAUGCUCUUUCGUCAGUUAUAAAUGCUAACACAAGGAUUUUUAAUCUAUCUCUGACCACUGUGCUUCCUCCAAUGCUUAACCCGAUAAUCUACACAUUCAUGACAGAGGAGUUCAUGGUGUCUGUGAAAAGACUUCUUAAAAGACAAAUCACGUUUCUGUCUUGGAAAUAA